Nymphaea colorata (pocket water lily) is the source of this 877-nucleotide messenger RNA. Its product is annotated as glyoxylase I 4. The transcript has 4 exons. The coding region runs from base 150 to 623 and encodes 157 amino acids. NCBI's taxonomy places the organism in Eukaryota, Viridiplantae, Streptophyta, Magnoliopsida, Nymphaeales, Nymphaeaceae. The record is from RefSeq and is a predicted model, not a curated record.
GUUUUGAAUCGACUGAGGUACCGAUCUUGAAAUUUCACUGCAAAAAAUCACCAAGUUCUCGAAGGACAGAACACCACCCAUCACAAAUUAUUACCUAAUUUUCUCAGGAGAGCAGCAGCUGAAACGGGCAAGAGCCCAUUCACAAUAAAAUGGGAAUGCAACAAAAUUUGGGGACAAGGAGGAGAGAGAGAGAGAGAAUGGGGAGCUUGGCAGCAGGAGUUCAGUUCAAUCACAUAGCGAGGGAUUCGGAUGACAUCAACCGCCUGGCCCAAUUCUACCAGGAGAUUCUGGGGUUUGAAAGAGUUGACAGCCCAAAAUUCAGUGGGUUCGAGGUGGUAUGGCUGAGGCUGAAACCGUCCUUCUUUUUGCACAUCAUAGAGAGAAAGCCAGGGACUAAGCUGCCGGUGAGCUCCUCCGACGAUGUAUGUAGGGAUCCCAGCAUCCUCUCUAGAAGUCAUCACCUCGCCUUUUCUGUCUCCAACUUCGAUUCCUUUGUUGAAGGCCUCAAGGAAAAAGGAAUUCGGUUCUCUGAAAUGGUCUCGCCUAAUGGUCGAACUCGACAGGUCUUCUUCUUUGAUCCAGAUGGCAAUGGUGUAGAAGUUACUACGGGAGCUAUGGAGUGAAAAAGUUUUGUUCAGGAAUUCUGGAGUUAAUAAUAGUCUGAACCUCUACUUGAAUUUUAAGAGUUCCUUCACCCAAACUUACAGCUCUGCAGUUAAUGGUUUUAGUUAUUGCUAGAGUGUCAGUCUGAAUCAGGAUAUUCCAAAAGAAAUAGUUGUGAUCGGCCUAGUUUUGCAUGUGAACAAUAUACGGUAAGUGCAUUAAAAUAAAAGUACCAGGUAAAUAAAAGUCAAGCAAAGCAAAAAAUUUGUGGUUC